Messenger RNA from Glycine soja, 387 nucleotides. RefSeq lists its product as uncharacterized. The record is from RefSeq and is a predicted model, not a curated record. The coding region runs from base 1 to 387 and encodes 128 amino acids. Lineage: Eukaryota; Viridiplantae; Streptophyta; Magnoliopsida; Fabales; Fabaceae. The transcript has a single exon. Gene Ontology annotation, molecular function: DNA binding.
AUGUAUACGUUUGAGGCCUUUGGGAUUGGAAUGAAAAUUAGGGAAAUGUCUACUUCCAGGGGUGUGAAUAUGAGUGUGAGAACGGUGACUGUGCACAUGAAGGAAAAAUAUUAUUGGGGCAAUAUUGAUCGUAUAAACAUGCUAUUGAUGAUCUCUCUUGUGUUGCACCCGAGUUACAAAUUAAAAUUCAUGAAUUGGCUUAUUGCUGAAAUUUUUUAUGGUGAAUGGGGUGAAUUGACUUGUAAGUUGAGGGAUAAAGUGGAAUCUAGCUUGAGAUCACUUUUUGAGGAGUAUAGUAGUGAUGGUGAUGAGUUUGAAGUUAGCUCACAUGAAGCUCGAGCUCAACCUAGUGAAAAGGUUGAGAAUGAUCCUUAUGGCUAUAGUUGA